UAUUGGUUUAUUGCAAGGUCGGUGGCAACCCAACCCUACCCUUGUCUCCUUUCUCAUAUGCUAUAUAUCAGCCUCCUCCACCUAGCACUUGCUCCAAUUCACUACCACCAAACACAACACAACACAGCAUACCGUGUUUCAUUUUCUCUCACACACAAACCUCCUUCGUUUUCAUUUACUUCUCAGGAGGUAUAACUACUAUUUUUCGCUUUUUUUUUUAAAAAAAAAUUGAUUAAAUCUUUUGCCAUGGGAACCCAGAUUUUGCGACCUCAGGACUGCUUGGUAGAACGAAUCAGGGCUCCUCCGGCUGACUUUUCCCGGCGGAGGAGUUCCGGUAAUUACUGUAAUUAUUAUUACUACAACAACAACAACAACCAUGUCGCCACUUCCAGGUCGUGCCGGAAGCCUGUUAGCCGACCCGACCAAAGGAAACGGGCUGCUCCCGGUUCUGCCCAGCCGGUGGUGGCGGAGGCCGCGGCGGCGGUGUUGAAGAGACCGAGCCGUGAUGAUUCAAGGGUGGCCAGGAGCCAAAGUUUGGAGAUGACUACGAUUCUACGUAGGGGCCAGUCGCUUGAUUCGGCUGUGAAGAGCGAGGUGUACGCCGGAUCUGCGUUCGCGGUGUCUCCGUCGCCGGAAGCGCUUCCUCUGCCGUCUUUUUCGACGAAGAAGCAGGACUCAGUGGCGGUUGAUGACUCCGCCACGCGAGAUCUGAGGCGUCUGCUCCGCCUCGAAUGAAAACGAGCCGGGUUGCAGUCCCGGGUUUCUGGGUCGGGUUGGACCCGACAAAUUAUCCAUAUUCCCCUCUCUCUCUCACCUUAUUAUUACUAUCUAGAAUCUUCUCUUUCUCUUAUCCUCUCCGUAACCGUUACCGUUACGCCCGUCCCGGUUUGAAGUUCUGACCCGACUGUGAUUUUUUUAAACGGAAGGGUGGAUGAUCUGAUCUAAACUAGGGGGUGAAAUGUUUAAAGGUUUGGAGUAGCGUAUGGGCCGUGAGGCUAUGAUUAUGUAUCAUGUAACUUGUAACAUAUUUCUUGGGUUGUUUAUUAAAACAUUAAAAUAAAAUUUAGGGUUUAUAUACUUGUAACACUAAUACCAAUCAGUUCAAAGGGGUGGGAAGAAAUGAGGAAGAAGCAUAAGAAGGAGGAAAUGUAAGUUAGUUUUGUAAAAUCCAGCAAGUGUUUGAAUUUGGUGUAGGUUGGGCUUUCAGCUAUGAACAGUUUGAUGUGAUCAAGUAUAGUUCGUGCUGUGUUGUGAAACACGGUGAUCGACAAGUGAAUGGUUCUGGUUCGUGCUCUGUUGUGAAUUUGCCAGCUUCUCUUUGUACGCUAUUUUUUGUAAAGUGGAGCAAAUUAUUAACUUGAGGAGAUUUGAUCAGAUUUAGUUUCUGCAAGUUUUUUCUUGUUUUGCAAAGACAUCCCCGGAUAAGAAUAAACAAAUGCUUUUCGUA
Messenger RNA from Glycine soja, 1447 nucleotides. RefSeq lists its product as uncharacterized. The transcript has a single exon. Bases 247 to 735 code for a protein of 162 amino acids. The record is from RefSeq and is a predicted model, not a curated record. Lineage: Eukaryota; Viridiplantae; Streptophyta; Magnoliopsida; Fabales; Fabaceae.